AUGGUCCUCUUGAAGAAUGUCAAAAACUUUACCAAACACUACGAUAUCAUUGUGAUUGGUGCCGGAGCUGGUCUUGGAAAAUUAGGACGACCUGCCACAGAAUAUGGAUACUCGGUGGCCUUGUGCGAAAAUGAUCGGCUCGGAGGCACUUGCUUGAAUCGGGGUUGUAUUCCAUCGAAAAUGUUGAUUCAUCCAGCAGAUGUCAUUCAAACCAUUGAAUCGGCUCAUCGUUUUGAAGUUGAUGUGAAAAAGAAGGAAACAUCCACGAGUGGAGAGAAGGGUGAAUUGGAUUACGACGUUCGAUUUUCGGAAUUGGUGGCUCGUGUCUCAAAAACCAUCGAUGAGGAAAGUGAUUCCAUUCUUCCCAAUGUUGAAAAGAAUCAAAAAUUGGAUUGGUUUGUUGGACAAACUGCGAGAUUUAUUGGUGAAAGAACAUUACAAGUGGGCUCUCCGGAUGACAAUGUGGUCAUUACUGCCGAUCGAGUGUUUGUUGCAGCUGGCGCAAGAGCUGUUGAUUUAUCGGAUCAAAUUGAAGGAUUGGCUUCCACUCCAUACAUGACCUACAGAGAGGCUCUCAGAAAUCAACAACGAUUGAAGAGAUUAAUUUGUAUUGGAGCUGGAUAUAUUGCUACAGAGUUGUGUCACUUCUUUUCAAGUACUGGUACUCAUACUACUUUAUUUGUGAGAUCUAAAUUUUUGAAACAUGAAGAUGAAGAAGUUCAAAAAGAAUUUGAACGAGUGUUUGUCAAGAGGAAGAAUAUUGAGGUUAAGCAAGGAAUGAAACCUCUCAGAGUGAGAUAUGAAAAUAAUGAAUUUAUUUUGACUUAUUUGAAUCCCAACUUGGAUACAGCACAAGAGCAAGAAAUUCGUGCUGAUGGUUUGUUAGUUGCUGCUGGAAUUAGACCCAAUACUGAUGUAUUGCAAUGUGAAAAGGCUGGAAUUCAACUCACAAAAGAUGGAUUUGUAAAAGUCGAUCAAUAUUUACGAUCGGUGAGUGCACCCAAUGUUUGGGCCUUUGGUGACAUUGCAGGAAAUUAUCUAUUCCGUCACAAUGCAAACUUUGAAUCCGAAUAUCUCAUGGAAACAGUCAUCUCCAAGAUGAGUGAGCCCUAUCCUAUUGAUCAUACUGGUAUGCCACAUGCCGUAUUUGCCAAUCCUCAAAUUGCAGGAGUCGGCUUAACUGAACAGGAAUGUCGUGAAAAGGGUUUGAAUUUUGUUUCAGUCAAGAAUAAUUAUUCUGCCUCAGCAAUGGGUAUGGCCUUAUUGAGCGAUGAGGGAUUUGUGAAACUCCUUGUCGAACGUGGUACACGAAGAAUUUUGGGAUGCCACAUCAUUGGACAUGAAGCGAGCACUCUAUUGCAUCAAGUGGGAAUUUUGUUCAGAAUUCAAGGAGGAGCCAAACUCGAUGACUUGUUGAACUGCAUUUACAUUCAUCCUGCCUUGAAUGAAAUUGUUAGAAAUGCAGCAAGAAAAGCCAAACAAGCAUUAUUGAAUGCAGGUGACACAAUUCCACCCAAUUUAUAUUUCAAGUAA
Naegleria fowleri is the source of this 1533-nucleotide messenger RNA. RefSeq lists its product as uncharacterized. Gene Ontology annotation, molecular function: flavin adenine dinucleotide binding; oxidoreductase activity, acting on a sulfur group of donors, NAD(P) as acceptor. The record is from RefSeq and is a predicted model, not a curated record. NCBI's taxonomy places the organism in Eukaryota, Heterolobosea, Eutetramitea, Acrasida, Naegleriidae. Bases 1 to 1533 code for a protein of 510 amino acids. The transcript has 2 exons.